Molecule: messenger RNA, 816 nt
Organism: Meloidogyne enterolobii
Lineage: Eukaryota; Metazoa; Nematoda; Chromadorea; Rhabditida; Meloidogynidae
Source: the annotation of a GenBank genome assembly
AUGUAUGUUGCAGCCACAAAACAAUAUCAACAACAACCGCCUCAACCCUUUAUUAACGGGGAAAGGAAAAGGAGCAAAAAAGAGCGUCCAAAACCUUUUGGCUCUUCUCUAGUCACAAAUACAGAAAAUUUACAACUUUUCCAAGUUUUGGGAAGAGAUCGUAUUUCUACUAUGGCUGGGGUUGCUCAAUUGUUAGAUGUCCAUCCAAACAGCCCAAAUGUUUGGAGAAAAGUUAAUGUUGGUUUGGCAGUCUUGACAAAGGAUUAUGCUAAAAAACAUUACUCAAUGUGCCUAUAUGACAUUAUGAAUCAAAAAAUUGUUUGGGAUCAAGUUUUAUACAAAAACUUUGAAGCACAAUUUUAUGAGAAAUGUCUACGUUUUAUUACAUUUGAAGGCGAUACUUGUCCAUAUGCAUUAAACUUUUCUGAUUCUGAAGAGGCGGAAAAGUUCAAACAUAUGUUAACAUUAACUAUAAGACGAACUAACAAUCCUAGGAAUGAUUCAGUCAAACCUCUAGUUCAACACCCUCAAAAUUAUGUGCCGUGUUUCGCUAAUCAAUUAUCCCCUACAGCUCCAAAUAAUUUUAAAAAAUCACCAAACCAAAAUGGCUCAAACUUUCAAAUGCCAACAGGAAUAACGAAUAUGGGGACUGUUCCACAUGUUGGCUCAUCUUUGCAACAAUUUUUUUCUCCAAAAAAGAAGAAACAAUCUAAAAAGGAUAAAAAUGCUGGUGGACGUCCACCUCUUACAAAAGAAGAUAUUGGAGCUCCAACUGGCUUUGAGUAUAAAAAUUUUUUCUUUAAAAUUACUUUUUGA